AUGGAUCAAAAGGGGCGUGAGCUGGAGGAGGCGCCGGCGCCGGCGGUGGUUGUCCAUAUGGACGAGGCGGCUGCGGAACAAUAUGAGGGUCGUGCGAAGGACCCAGGAAUCGGGGAUAAGAAUGAUACACGGGAUGAGAUGGAUAUUUCUGGAAAUCCAUCAUCAUUAUCAGGGAGGACUUUUCGAGUAUUGGUAGACGAUUCCAGCAUAGAAUUUGGUGAGUUUGUUCGGACUUCAGAGGAAAAGGGCAUGAAAUGGCGGUGGAAGAUAAUUGACGACGUGCAAGCAGUGGCAGCUCUGUUCAAUAGUUACCCAGACGCCACGAUGUAG
Aspergillus tanneri is the source of this 330-nucleotide messenger RNA. RefSeq lists its product as uncharacterized. NCBI's taxonomy places the organism in Eukaryota, Fungi, Ascomycota, Eurotiomycetes, Eurotiales, Aspergillaceae. The transcript has a single exon. Bases 1 to 330 code for a protein of 109 amino acids. The record is from RefSeq and is a predicted model, not a curated record.